AUGCUAGUUAGAUCAUAUUUUAAAAUCAAUCGUUUUCAUUUACCUCGAUUGUCAUGUCUUGCCUUUCAACAUUCAUUACCAAGAAAAACAAACGCAUUUAGUCAUCAAAGUUUAGACACAAACGCAAGUAUGAAUAGUGAGAAAAUGUCACUUCCUCGAUAUCCAACUGGUUACGAUCUUUUACUUGAUCGACGUAUUAAUAAAGGUACAGCAUUUACAAUUGAAGAACGUCAAUUAUAUCGUAUACAUGGUUUAUUACCUCCAACGAUUUCAACACCUCAACUUCAAGUUGAAAGAUUUAUUGAAAAUUUACGUAAUAUGCCUGAUGAUCUAUCAAGAUAUAUUUCAUUAGGUGCAUUACAAGAUCGAAAUGAAAAAUUAUUUUAUCGUGUAGCAAUGGAAUAUACACAAGAAAUUAUGCCACUUGUUUAUACACCAACUGUUGGUUUAGCUUGUCAAAAAUAUGGUUUAAUAUUUUCUAAACCAAAAGGUUUAUUUAUAUCAAUCUUAGAUAAAGGUCAUAUCUAUGAUGUUUUUUGUAAUUGGCCAGUUGAUGAUGUUCGAGCUAUUGUUGUUACUGAUGGAGAACGUAUAUUAGGUUUAGGUGAUUUAGGUUGUAAUGGUAUGGGUAUACCUGUUGGCAAAUUAAGUUUAUAUACAGCAUUAGCUGGUGUACCACCUGAAUACUGUUUACCAAUCGCACUUGAUGUUGGCACUAAUAAUGGAAAUAUUCUUAACGAUAAAUAUUAUUUGGGUUUACGACAAACACGUGUUACAGGAAAAGAAUAUGAUGAUUUUAUUGAUGAAUUCAUGCAAGCAGUUGUUAAACGAUUUGGACAACAAUGUUUAAUUCAAUUUGAAGAUUUUGCUAAUCAUAAUGCUUUUCGUCUUCUUAAAAAAUAUCGUGAUAUUUAUUGUACAUUUAAUGAUGAUAUACAAGGUACAGCUAGUGUUGCUGUUGCUGGAAUUCUUAGUGCUAUUCGAAUAACUGGAAAAAAUUUAAUUGAUAAUCGAUUUGUAUUUUAUGGUGCUGGAGAAGCAUCAAUUGGUAUAUCAAAUUUACUUGUUGUUGCUUUAGAACGUGAAGGUUUAUCAACGGAAGAAGCACGAAAAAAAAUUUUCUUAGUUGAUUCAAAAGGACUUAUUGUCAAGAAUCGACCAGCUGGUGGAUUAAGUGAAGAAAAACAACGAUAUGCACAUGAACAUGAACCAAUUCGAAAUUUAAUUGAUGUUAUUCAAAUUGUAAAACCUUCAUUUCUUAUUGGUGCUGCUGGUCAAGGUCCAGCAUUUACACAUGAUAUUCUUCAAUUAAUGAGUUUAAUUAAUCAACGUCCAGUUAUAUUUGCUCUAUCAAAUCCAACAUCAAAAGCAGAAUGUACAGCACGUGAAGCUUAUGAAGCAACAAAUGGUCAAUGUGUUUUUGCUUCGGGUUCUCCAUUUCCUAACGUUGAAUACAAUGGUAAAACAUAUAUACCAGGACAAGGAAAUAAUUCUUAUAUAUUUCCUGGUGUUGGCCUUGCAAUUGUAACAUGUGGUAUUCGACAUAUACCCGAUGAAUUAUUUUAUUUAGCUGCUAAAACACUUUCACAACAAGUUACAAAUGAUGAUUUACAAGUUGGUCUUGUUUAUCCACCUAUUGAAAAAAUUCGAGAUGUAUCAAGAAAAAUAGCAGUCGUAUUAGCAGAAUAUGCUUAUGAAAAAAAUAUAGCAUCACUUUAUCCAAAACCAAAUCAUUUAGAAAAAUUUAUUCAAACAAAACAAUAUACAGUUGAAUAUCAAGAUAUUUUACCAGCUCGAUGGAGUUGGGCCAACUAA
Molecule: messenger RNA, 1815 nt
Organism: Adineta steineri
Lineage: Eukaryota; Metazoa; Rotifera; Eurotatoria; Adinetida; Adinetidae
Source: the annotation of a GenBank genome assembly